Mandrillus leucophaeus (drill) is the source of this 978-nucleotide messenger RNA. Its product is annotated as cytochrome P450 3A4-like. Gene Ontology annotation, biological process: steroid metabolic process; oxidative demethylation. The coding region runs from base 1 to 549 and encodes 182 amino acids. Gene Ontology annotation, molecular function: testosterone 6-beta-hydroxylase activity; heme binding; iron ion binding. The transcript has 4 exons. Lineage: Eukaryota; Metazoa; Chordata; Mammalia; Primates; Cercopithecidae. The record is from RefSeq and is a predicted model, not a curated record.
AUGGCCCUCAGUGGUCCCUGCCUCCUCGUUGUUAGGCCCCUGGGCACCCCCUUCUCAUUUCUGGCACCACCCACCUAUGAUACUAUGCUACAGAUGGAGUAUCUCGACAUGGUGGUGAAUGAAACACUCAGAUUAUUCCCAGUUGCUAUAAGACUUGAGAGGGUCUGCAAAAAAGAUGUUGAAAUCAAUGGGAUGUUCAUUCCCAAAGGGGUGGUGGUGAUGAUUCCAACCUAUGUUCUUCAUCGUGACCCAAAGCACUGGACAGAGCCUGAGAAGUUCCUCCCUGAAAGGUUCAGUAAAAAGAACAAGGACAACAUAGAUCCUUACAUAUAUACACCCUUUGGAAGUGGACCCAGAAACUGCAUUGGCAUGAGGUUUGCUCUCCUGAACAUGAAACUUGCUCUAACCAGAGUCCUUCAGAACUUCUCCUUCAAACCUUGUAAAGAAACACAGAUCCCCCUGAAAUUACGCUUUGGAGGAAUUCUUCAACCAGAAAAACCCAUUGUUCUAAUGGCUGAGUCAAGGGAUGGGACCGUAAGUGGAGCCUGAUUUCCCUAAGGACUUCUGCUUUGCUCUUCAAGAAAGCUGUGCCCCAGAACCCCAGAGACCUCAAAUUACUUUGUGAAUAGAACCCUGAAAUGAAGAUGGGCUUUGUCCAAUGUACUGCAUAAAAAACUGGGGAUUCUUUACAUGAAUUGAGCUCUCUCACGGUCUAUAUAGAGUGUUAAACUCGGUAAUAUAAAGGAGAUGACUAAAUCAGUGCUGGGUAAGUAGAUUUGGCUUCUCUGCUUCUCAUAGGACUAUCUCCACCACCCCCAGUUAGCACCAUUAACUCCUCCUGAGCUCUGAUAACAGAAAACAUUUCUUAAAAACUACAUCCACAAUCAUUAAUGAAAAUAAGAAUUAUUUUGAUGACUCUAACAGUGACAUUUGUAUCACAUGUUAUAUCUGGAGUAUUCUAUACUAAGUUUUAUAUUA